Messenger RNA from Menidia menidia (Atlantic silverside), 3872 nucleotides. Lineage: Eukaryota; Metazoa; Chordata; Actinopteri; Atheriniformes; Atherinopsidae. The record is from the annotation of a GenBank genome assembly.
UCACACAAAGUGGGAGCCUUAAAACAGACAGGUGCCUUUGAGACUAGGCUCCGCCCCUGAAUGCCAUAUUUGGUAAGCUUCCGCAUUCCAAAGCGCGCGGGGCGGAGCCGUGGCGCCACCUGUUUCUCAAUGGGCUCUGGGCUCGUGCGCCGCCCGUGUGAGGAGUUAUUCAGAGAAGCGGAGCCAGAGCGGCCGGCGUGGAAGUGCGCAGUGAUUUUGGGAUACUCGGACACGACUUUUUCAAAGUUGUGUGGAAUCAUGGCGCUCCGCGGGCUCAACUUAUUCCUCGUUUUAUUUAUUAACAGUGUAUUUAUCAGCCUUCAGUCAAAAGAACAUGUACUACUGGAUAUGAGAGCUUUAGGAUCAGAGUUGGGAUGGUUGGCGGUGCCAAAUGAGAACGGGUGGGAGAUUAUCCAGAGAGUUGUGAAUGGCUCGCUUUUUUAUACCUACAGUGUUUGUAGCAUAGACACUGCUGAACAGGAUAACUGGUUACGCACAACAUUCAUUCAGCGGCAGCCAGGAGUCAGCCGCGUGUCUGUGGAGAUCAAGUUCGUCGUACGAGACUGCAACAGUUUUAACGGGGCCUCUGUGUCCUGCAAAGAAACCAUCAACCUCUUUAUUUCUGAGGCUGAUGCGGACGUGGGGACCAAAUUCCGUAAAGGGCAGUUCCGCAAAGUGGCCACUAUUGCUCCCGACGAGGUGUCCCAGCGCAAUACGCUGAUCGUCAACACAGAGACUAGAACGGUGGGGCCCCUGUCGGAAAAAGGCUUCUACCUGGCUUUCCAGGACAUGGGAGCCUGUGUGGGCCUGCUCUCUGUCAGGGUGUACUACAAGACAUGCCCGUCCACCGUGCAGAGCUUGGCAGCCUUCCCAGAGACGGUGGCAGACGCUCUGAAGGAAGUGGAGGGAGCCUGCGUGGAGAAUGCUGUCAGUCAGGCCACCCCACGCAUCUACUGCACAGCUGAGGGUGAAUGGGUGGUUCCAGUGGGCCAGUGCCAAUGUCUCCCCGGCUAUGAAACCACAGGGGACACUUGCCAAGAAUGUAAACCGGGCUAUUUCAAGCCGUCUGUGUCCACCGAGUUGUGUCGCGUCUGUCCCGACAACACCAAACCCUCCGCAGCUGGAGCCACUGAGUGCCAAUGUGAGGAGGGUUUCUUCCGCGCCCCAACAGACCCUCCAGCAUCUGCCUGCUCCGCUCUCCCCGGCGCCCCUCGCGACCUCACUUCCACCACACUGUCAGCAGACGGCCGGCUGCUGCUGUCCUGGAGCCCGCCUCUGGUGACCGGCGGCCGAACGGACCUCACCUACAGCGUGGUGUGCGAGAUCUGCGACGAGGCCUCGUGCUCCCCCUGCGGCGAGAAAAUCCGCUUCGAUUCGGGUCCGUCCGAUCUGCGGGACACCACGGUCGUAGUUGGGGACCUGGAUUCGCAUCUGAACUACACGUUCACUGUGGAGGUCUAUAGCGGCGUGUCGCAGUACAGCUCGGAAAAGGCCUCCGCGACCAUCACCACUGCUCUGGAUUAUACCGAUCCCCCCAAGGUGACGUCGAUCCAUCUGGAUGAUCGUGGGCCCACAAGCCUGUCUCUGUCCUGGACUCUGUCUCGCAGACCUCCAGCCCACAUCAAUCACCGCUAUGAGCUUAUGUUCCGCCGAAAAAAUCUCAACGGAGAGAGUGAUGUGACCACCUACACAGUCCUAAUUUUGGACAAAAGCUCCGUCCAGAUUAAUGAGCUCACCCCAAACACUGCGUAUAUGUUCAGGGUUCAGGCCCUGGGUCCUGAAGGCACCCCUGGCAGCUACAGCACGGAGCACGAGUUUCAUACUUCAGCUUUAGCUGAGUAUCAGACCCAGAACAAGUCCACCGUGGUGAUGGGAACUGUCGUCGGAGUGGCGGUCAUCCUGCUUGUUGUGGUGGCCGUCCUGCUGCUGCGUAGACGGAGAUUGAGCUCUCGUGGCAGAGGAGGACCUGAGGAUCCCUACUUUUCCCCAGACCAGCUUAAGCCUCUGAAGACGUAUGUGGACCCACAUAUGUAUGAGGACCCAAACAUUGCCAUCCAAAAGUUUGUCACAGAAAUCGAUCCAAGCGCCAUCAGCAAACAGAAAGUCAUCGGUGUGGGCGAAUUCGGGGAAGUGUUUCGGGGUUUGAUGAAGACUGUGAAAGGGGAGGUGGCAGUGGCCAUCAAGACCCUGAAGCCUGGCUACUCGGAGAAACAGAGGCAGGAUUUCUUGAGUGAGGCCAGCAUCAUGGGUCAGUUCUCCCACCCUAACAUCAUCCGCCUGGAGGGCGUCGUCACCAAAUUCAAGCACGCCAUGAUAGUGACGGAGUACAUGGAGAACGGAGCUCUUGACACGUAUCUGAAAGACCACGAUGGAGAUAUUCCUUUGUACCAGCUUGUGGGAAUGCUGCGAGGAAUAGCUGCUGGCAUGAAAUACCUCUCGGACAUGAGCUAUGUUCACCGGGACCUGGCAGCGCGAAACGUUCUGGUCAACAGCAAUCUGGAGUGCAAAGUCUCCGACUUUGGGCUGUCGCGCAUCCUGGAGGAUGAUGCAGAGGGCACUUACACAACCAGAGGAGGUAAAAUCCCCAUCCGUUGGACUGCCCCAGAGGCCAUUGCGUACAGGAAGUUCACAUCAGCCAGCGAUGUGUGGAGCUUUGGUAUUGUCAUGUGGGAAGUCAUGGCAUUUGGAGAACGGCCCUACUGGGACAUGAGCAACCAUGAGGUCAUGAAGGCUAUCAACGAGGCUUUCAGGCUUCCUGCCCCAAUGGACUGCCCAUCCGCCAUCUACCAGCUCAUGCUCCAGUGCUGGCAGCAGGACCGCUCCAAGCGGCCCCGCUUCUCAGACAUCGUCAACAUUUUGGACAAACUCCUCAGGAAUCCGGAUUCCUUAAAAACAAUUGCUGACUUUGACCCACGCAUAUCCAUCCGCCUGCCCAGCACCAGCGGCUGCGACAACACCAUGUUCAGGUCGGUGCCCGAGUGGCUGGAGUCCAUCAAGAUGAGCCAGUACAAUGAGAGCUUUGCUCGCGCCGGGAUCACCAGCAUGGAGCAGGUGCUGGCUCUGAGGCACGAAGACAUUAGGAACAUUGGAGUGCGGCUGCCCGGUCACAUGAAAAGGAUAGCAUACAGCAUCCUGGGCCUGAAAGACGAGACCAGCUCCCUCAGCGUGUUCUCAGUGUGAUCUGAGCAUUCCUUUAAAUCAAAGUGCACUGACCGACCAUGCCAUUUCACUCACGGGCGACAAGGACUGACGGGAGAAAGGGAGGAGGGGGGUGUGAAACUGAGCCACACCGCAGGACUUUUUUUGUCUUUCUGUGGCAGAGCUGCAAGACUGAAAAGGACCCUCCAAACCACUCAGCAAGGACUGAGACCCAACAAGUCCAUGUACUAUAUAAGAGAAAAGAGUAAUUUAUCUUUAAAUGAAAUAUUUUAUAUGUUGAACAUAAACAAGUUUUGAAAUGUAGUUAAUAAAAAAAUGUAAGAAUAAGUAUAGGAAAAUAUGAGUGCUUGAGCUUGUAUUCACUUAAUGACUGAAAUAUUUUUUUCAAAAAGGGAGACUUCUUCCAAGCACUCAUGUUAUACUAGCAAUGUUUCUGGGUCCCUCUGUCUGCUUUAGUUUUUGUUAUCCUGGAAACUUGCUUUUAAAUUUUGGAAUUAUUAUUCCACUCAGGGCAAAAAACUACACAUUCUCGCCUUUGCAUUUAGUGUCUUUACCACACAUCUCCAUUCGUUUGUUUACAUGUCUUAAAAAGCCUUUUUUUAUUUAAUAUUUAUUUUAUAUUUAUGUCAUUUGUACAUGAAACAACUGAUCUGGUGCAUGUUUACCAGGUGGUGUAUAUUUUUUGUCUGAAUAAAAUCAAUGUUGCCUUUUGA